Molecule: messenger RNA, 1863 nt
Organism: Notodromas monacha
Lineage: Eukaryota; Metazoa; Arthropoda; Ostracoda; Podocopida; Cyprididae
Source: the annotation of a GenBank genome assembly
AUGUGUCCCAUGCAUGAAAAAUCAGUCCGGAGUGUUUCCGCCCACGCAGCUUUCUUCGUUCCGGCCUCGCGAAUGCCUGGCAAACAGGCCUUGAAAUGUGGGACUCAAGCAGAAGAAAAUUCCGCUUGGGUUGCUCGUCCCAACCACGACAAUGAGAAGGAAGAAAAAGAUGAUGCACAUACACAGGCGAAUAACCCGCAACGGACUUUUCCCCAGUUUGUUGACAACCGUUGCUUCUUCACAAGUUCUGAUGUGUUGCAGAGUGGGAAAGAACUGCAAAUGCUGCUCCUUAUCGCGAUUUUCGGCUUUCUCGUUUCGCCCAUUUCCUCAACAUCAUCAACCAUCAGCAGUGAAUCAGGCCCGGAAAUAUUCUCGUCCAUCGCCGAAAUGGAAUCACUGUUCAAAUUCGAAACUAAGUUAGAUCGCGCAUUAGCGAGUCACGUACAGAAACUCACAGAGCAACUCAGCGUGCUGAAUCAGUUCCUCGCUCAGCCAGCAGCAUCAGCAGAAUCCCACAAUGAACCAUCACAUUCGGAAAUCCGGAACCCCGAGUCAUCGUCUUUUACAUCACCUGAUGGCAAAUCUAGAGACGAAAGCAGACGACUACGAGGAGCUGCGAACCCACUGGACUCGUACGCUAUUCUGAAGCGAUUAUCUAUCGGUGUUCAGCCCGUGCAAGAAAUUAUUUCCGCCGAGGAAUCCAUCAUCGCGGACAACUCAACCAGCUGCAAUAACGUUUUAAAACCGACAGGUCUUUCUGAGAGAUUGUCAAAAGCCACAGAGGAAACCCGCGGGGUGCAACUUCCGAUCACGCCUGCGGAUUUAUCAGGAGCUGUUCUUGCACUUGCCAACUUGCGGGAAACUUACAAUUUGAGCAUCAACGAUUUACAACAGGGUCGUAUUCAAACGUCGGACGGAGUUUCAGCUCCCGGCAAGAAACUGAUGGCAGCCCGAGAUUGUAUGUUCAUCGGGAAGCACGCUUUCAAUCAGAACAAUUAUGGAGAAGCAGUUGACUGGCUUGAAGUAGCAUUUUCUCUUUCGAGUUCAGAACAUCCCAAUGCAACGUCUGAGGCCGAAGUCCUACCGUUUCUGCAAACAGCAAGACGAGUGAAGGUCGUUGGCAAGGCCAGGGAGUUCCUUCGUUGUGUUAAUGGGUUAACAGAAGAGCACUACCGCGUUAUGGUCAAGGAAUUAGAGUUAGCCUACAGAGGUAAUUUUAUGGGAGAAGGCGCGCUGAAACUCCAGACAAUGUAUCAAGGUGAGUUAGAAUCAGUUUUGGAUUUCUCUGUUAGGAUCCGGAGAGUGGGCCAGCAAAUGCUUGGCGAGGCCCCCAGCAAAAUUAAAGUUUUAAGAGUGGAAGGCCAAGAGCCGAAACUCUGUACGAACCCGUUCCUUAAAAUCGAGUUGAUCCGGUAUGAUGCUCAACAGCAGAGUAUCGAUCAACUGAUGGUUUCUCAGUUUUUGCAAGGAAUGUUGCCAAGUCUUUAUGAUAGACUUGGUGCUGUUCCUAUUACUAUGGCACAAGCCCUCGACAAAACCAGCAAGGCACUAAUAAUGCCAAUCCCGCUAGAAUGUGUUGGACGUGUGGAAAACCUGGCCAUUUUAGCAGUGAAUGCUAUGCUAAAGUUUUCUCGGUUCCAACUGAUGGACAAGGGAGACCGAUUGGUUUUCCCAGAAACAGCCGCUCUUCCAGCAGGAGCAAAAGUCCAGACUCCAGGGCAUCCAGCCCUGGAUCUCAUCAUGGAAAAGGAAAUAAAAAUCAGAAAUGCCAACAACAACCGAGACGCGAGCAAAGAUCUUCCUCGCACAGAUCCUCAAGAACAAGUCGAGGAGUCCAUUUCCUCCAGCAGCUUGAAGGAUUAG